Mesocricetus auratus (golden hamster) is the source of this 1691-nucleotide messenger RNA. RefSeq names its product Fc receptor like A (gene Fcrla). The coding region runs from base 42 to 1151 and encodes 369 amino acids. Gene Ontology annotation, biological process: cell surface receptor signaling pathway. The record is from RefSeq and is a predicted model, not a curated record. NCBI's taxonomy places the organism in Eukaryota, Metazoa, Chordata, Mammalia, Rodentia, Cricetidae. The transcript is spliced from 5 exons. Gene Ontology annotation, molecular function: transmembrane signaling receptor activity.
ACUCUGGUUACUGAAACAACGAGAACUAGGAAGCAGACUUGAUGAGGAAGUUAAUAGCUCAGAAAGAGUCCAGUGACCCUGGAAGUGGAGGAGAACCAAGGUGCCGGGGACAGGAAGAGUGGCCUGGACAAAUAACUGCCAGUUCGGAGACUCUGAAGUGUGAAGGACCUGUCAGCACUGAGCAGAGCAGCUGCCACGCUGAGGAAGAGGAGGAUGUGACCUACUCCAGUGAUGAAGACUUCCAGGCCAAGGGCUACAAGUUCAGUAAACCCUUCCAUCUCAUCAUUUCCUAUGGCAUUACUUGGGACCACCCAAGGGAGGUGAAUGACACUCAGCUCUUACUCUGGGCCACAGACUGGCUGAUCCUCCAAGGUCCAGAUACAUCCAUAUUUGAAGGAGACCCACUGGUUCUGCAGUGUCGUGCCUGGCAAGACUGGCCACUGACUCAGGUCAUCUUCUACCAAGAGGACUCAGCCCUGGCUCCUCCUGGACCUAAAAGAGAGUUCUCAAUCGAUGUGGUACAAAAGUCGGACAGUGGAAACUACCACUGUAGUGGCGUCUUCAGGAGCCUCGGUCCUGGAAGCCGAGAGACUGCAUCCCCAGUGGCUAUCACAGUCCAUGAACUGUUCCCAGCCCCAAUUCUUAAAGCCUUUCCUUCUAGUGAGCCCCAAGAGGGAGACUCAGUGACUCUAAACUGUCAGACAAAGCUGUCCCCGCAGAGGUCAGCUUCCCGCCUCCUCUUCUCCUUCUACAAGGAUGGAAGGUCACUGAGUAUCAGAAGCGUCUCUGCAGAACUCCAAAUCCCCAAGGCUUCAGAAGAGCACUCUGGCUCCUACUGGUGUGAGGCAGCUACUGAGGACAGGCAUGUUUGGAAGCAGAGCCCUCAGCUGGAGAUCCAGGUGCAGGCUCUUCAGAAACCAACUGCUUCAGAAACUCCUCCCGUGGAGCCCCCCGGCACUCUGCCCCCACCACCUGCUCCUUCAGCUGAGCACCUGGGAGCCUCCUCCUCAGACCCUCACUUACAUCACCAGAUACGGCUUCUUCUCAAACAAAUGCAGGAUGUUAAAGUUCUCCUUGGUCAUCUGGUCGUGGAGCUGAGGGACUUGACUGUCUACCUGAAGCCUGGUGUCACAAAGGUUGCUGACAAAUGAAAGCAAGCUAUCCGUCUGUGACGUGUUCAACCACCACAAUAAUUACAGCCGUUUCUGUACUGCAUGCAUGCAGAAAUAGUUUUGCAAGCUGUCUUGGUGCUUUGUUAGAAUAAUGGAGCUGGUUGGUGUAAAUAAACAUGUACAAGGUAAUAUCCAGAAUGUUCCUAUAGCUGUGUAUUUUCUUUGACUGUGAUAAGGUCUUCUGUACCCUAGAGCAGGAAUUUCUUUCUGUUUCCCAGAGUAGAAUUUAAAGAGAAGCAAUGGAAGUGAACUUACUACUGCACUCUCAACUGAGGAGAGGGGAAUUUCCCUUCCCUGUAUUCCCACGGGAAACAUUUAGCAAUGUCCCCUAGACAUUUUGGGUUUCACACAGGGUGGAUUGGUAUGCUAAAAGAAUUUAAUAAGUAAAGGUAUUUACAAGUCAAGAAGGCUGUUAACCAUCCUUCAAUGCACAGGACAGCCAAGAAAAAAUUUCCUGUCCCCAAAUUUUAGUGUUAAAUUUAUAAAAUAUGGGGCUAAUAAAAGCUGGUGUUAAUCUGA